AUGCCAUCAGCGCCGCCUUCAGCUCGUGAUAGUAGAUUUCCCAUUGGACCGGCUCAAUGUACAGCACCGUCUGGUGAGGUGGGAAAUUGUUUACCCAAUAAAGAUUGUGCAAUACGAGGAGGUAUACCGGCUGGUCAGUGUGGCGGUGGUUAUGGAAUAUGUUGUGUUUUUUUACAAACAUGUGGUGGCAUGAUAAGAGAAAAUAACACCUAUUUUGUAAAUCCUAAUCAUCCGGAUACUUAUGAUGGUACCGGUAGUUGUCAAGUAACAGUACACAAAGUACAUCCAGAUAUUUGUCAAUUUAGAUUGGAUUUAGAAAUGUUUUCUAUAGCCCCUCCGGAAGCAGCUAAUCAUUUGUGCAAUCAAGAUCAAUUACUCAUAUCUGGCAGCAGUCCAGUACCCAACAUAUGUGGCACCUCUUCGGGAGAUCAUAUGUAUAUCGAUGCUGGCUUGGGUCAAAGUAAUCCAAUUGUUAUAUCGGUUAUAACCAGUAAUACAUUCCCUCGCAUUUGGCGUAUACGAGUCUCACAAAUACAUUGCGGCAGUAUAAGUCGUGCCGAUCAAGGCUGCCUACAGUAUUAUACCGGCAUAAGUGGUCGUGUACGUAGUUUCAAUUUUAAUACCGUUUCGGGUAGACAAUUAUCAAAUCAAGAUUAUAGUAUUUGUAUACGUACGGAAAGGAAUUUCUGUGGUAUACAAUAUAAUGCCUGCCCAGAUUUGGAAAACAAUCGUUCGAGAUCAUUUACAAUAUCGGGUAAUACUAACAAUCCGGUGGGUACAAUGGUUGGCGGAGGUACUCAAGUUACACAAAAUACUUGCAUACAAGAUUGGCUCUUGAUUGGUUGUAUGCGUUCGGCAGAUCGUAUACCACCAUUGAGCGCUUGUGAGGAUCGUGUUUGCGGCGGUACGUUUAGUGCAGAAGUUGGAAUGGUUCAGAAAACAGUACAAACCAGUGUACGACCCUUUCGUUUAUACUUCCAUACCGAUGGUAUUGAGGCACCCACCGAUAUCGAUAAUCGUGUUUGUUUGGAUUAUGUUCAACAACCCUGUACAAAUGGUUUCUAA
Molecule: messenger RNA, 1065 nt
Organism: Lucilia sericata (common green bottle fly)
Lineage: Eukaryota; Metazoa; Arthropoda; Insecta; Diptera; Calliphoridae
Source: RefSeq, a predicted model, not a curated record